AGAGAAAACUCGUAUUUCUGUUUAUUAAACUUGUGCGUUUCUUAUGGUGUCAGCAAAUUACUUUGUGAAAGAGCCACAGUAGAAAAACAGUUUGUUAUAAUUGAUACAGAUUUCUCUCCCGGUGUGAUUCCUUUAUCAGGAACCAUGAUAUAAUUGCACCAUGUGUUCAGAUAUGAGAGAUUCCUUUCAUUUUGCAAAUCUAAUAAUUGAACCGUAAUAGGGUUUUCAUUGGUCAGCUGUGUUAUAAAUGACAACAUUUCCACAAGCGUCAAAACAAGAUCAUCGGAGUGAAUUAGAACACAGUGGCCGGGUUUAUAAACUGUUGAAAGUUACUGCUGUAUCAUUUCGGUCGAACUCUUUGAGCCCAAGAAUCGCGAAGUGGAGCGUUUGACUUAAGUCUCGUAGGGUGAUUUAAGAAUCAAAGACAAUGGCGAAAAUUGACGAAGAAAUGAUGACCGAAAUGAAAGAUGCCUACACCCUGUUUGAUCGUGUGGGAGAUGGCAAAAUCGACGGGGACCAGAUUCCAGAUUUACUUCGUUCGAUGGGGUUGAACCCAGUGGGCGCUGAUCUGAAACCAGUGACAGACGAGCAUCAGGGCAAAAGAGUCGAGUUCGAACGGUUCCUGGGAAUCUACAAUCAGUUCCGCAAUAAGCCAGAACCCGUCAGAGAAGAUUUUAUUGAGGGGUUCAAGUGUUACGAUCGGGACGGUUCAGGUACCAUAGAUGGAGCUUCCCUGAGAGGAAUGCUCUGUUUCCGAGGAGACAGCAAGCUCACUGAAGAGGAAGCCAACGCCCUCCUCGCCCCGGUCGAAGAUCCCAAGAAUAGUAUUAUCAAUUACGAGGAACUGAUCAAGUUGGUCAUGUCGAAGCCGCAGAAGCCUGAAUGAGUAUGGAUCUUUGAAUAUUCUUUUAGCGAGCAUUUUUUUUUUUUUCAGUGAAGAACUUGACAGACAUGUCAUUUAAUUA
This is a messenger RNA of Porites evermanni, 965 nucleotides long. The record is from the annotation of a GenBank genome assembly. NCBI's taxonomy places the organism in Eukaryota, Metazoa, Cnidaria, Anthozoa, Scleractinia, Poritidae.